AUGGCUUCGAGCAAUCACAAUGCAUGGUUUCCUGAACAGCCGACGCGGUUGUCGUCCUUGGAUGCAAUGAUCGCCCCCAGAUCGUCCCGCGCAUUCACGCCUCGCUUGCCACCACUCCCGGAACAGGAUUGGGAUUUUAGUUGGGAAGAAAACAUGGUUAUCCCGCAGGACCCGUACGCAGGCUUCGAACAAGCCUCAACAACCGUCGUUGAUGCAGCCGCCAACGACUCUACACCGCCACAAGUAUACAAAGAGCUGAACCAGUUACGAAAUGAAGUCCGACAGUUGAGUUGCGAUAUCUCAGAGCUGCAAGACAUGUUCAGUAAACGGCUAGAUAGUAUGGAGACACGCAUUGUGGUAGCUCAACGCUAUGUUAAUAAUCUGGUACCUUGGUCGAUGGAAGUUCACGAGAAGUAUUCAAAAUUACUAGAGGCGGUGGAGAAGCAGGAGGACCGAGCCACAGAUAGUACCACGUGA
Ascochyta rabiei is the source of this 477-nucleotide messenger RNA. RefSeq lists its product as uncharacterized. The transcript has a single exon. NCBI's taxonomy places the organism in Eukaryota, Fungi, Ascomycota, Dothideomycetes, Pleosporales, Didymellaceae. The record is from RefSeq and is a predicted model, not a curated record. Bases 1 to 477 code for a protein of 158 amino acids.